UUGUACUGUGCUGGAAUAAUUAAUGCUUUUCCCUCCUAUUUUGGACAAAACCGAAAACGCGGCAGGAUUAUUUUAUUUGCUUUAUGAUAGUUCCUACGAGGAAUAAGCAUCUAUCUUAAAUGACUUGUUGAUACAGAGAUGAGCGGUGACAACGUUAAGUUAUUUGUGGGCAACCUUCCAUUAGAUGCAACUCACGACGAGCUAAACAAGCUCUUCGCGCCGUAUGGAGAGAUCAACACCUGCUCCUUGCUCAGGCAGUAUGCCUUUGUUACCCUGAAGGGAGAGGGGGCAGCAGACAGGGCCAUACGACAUCUUGAUGGUAAAGAGUACAGAGGCAGGCCCCUGGUGGUCGAGGAAUCCCGUGCACGCCCACCCAACUCCACUAAAGUGUUUGUGGGGAACCUGAGUGCAACAUGUUCAGCUGAUGAUUUACACGGGCUGUUCUCAACCUUCGGAAGAGUUUUAGACUGUGAUAAAGUCAAAGCCAGAUUAUGCUCAAAUGUUGGCUAUGCCUUUGUGCAUAUGGAGAGGAAGGAGGAUGCCCUGGCAGCUAUUGACGCACUCAACGGGACCAUGUUCAAGGGCCGUCAGUUGGCUGUAGAGCUGUCCAAAGCCCAACCUUUAAUCAACCAGAUUGUAACGGCCGGAAAUUCAGCUAACCCUACCGGUGGCAGAGAGGGUCUUCUUCCGCGACCACCUCCAUCACUAGAGCAUCACCAGAGUCAAGCAGCUGUGCUUGCAGCAGCUGCAGCAGCUGCCGCAGGACUACCCAUACAAGUUCAACAAAGUGUCCAUAACUCAUUCUACAACACAACAUCCUUUGACCCUACCUACGCUGCUCUGAAGGGCAUUACAAGCGCUAAAGGUGCAGAUGGGGUGAUAUAUGGUGCUCUUGCCAGCCAGGUGUAUGGAGCUGUUGCUGACCAGGUGUACCAUGAUCUGGCCAAUCACAAUUCUGGAGCCAGCGCCGCUGUUGAAGAAGUGGAGCCACAGACAGGACCAGACCCAACAACACUUUUCGAGGCAGCUAGAGCCAAGUUCUUUCAGGAGGGACAGAAGGUUCUGGCAGAGCAGCAGGCAGGGAAAAAGGCAGCGUCUUCAGAUAACGAGCGGGACCGUAGCCCUAUCAGAGGAAAUCGAGCCCCCCUCCUCCCUGACCCUGUCCCAGGUUCCUUCGCUCAGAUACGACCCAAACGACGUGCCCUGCUGCCAACACCACCGGGAGGACCUGAAGACCCUGCCGCCGCCACGACUCCUGAAGGGUCAGAUCCAGUUGCUAGGUCUUACACAGAGUACUACCAGCAAAUGCAUCAAUACCAACAGUAUCAACAGUACCAACAACAGUACCAGUAUCUUCAGUAUGCCUACACCAAUCCUCCACCUCCUCCGCCACCUCCUCCGCCUCCACCAGCCACCACACAGGCACAGGCCUCUACCACAGCCACUGCACCCCCAGGAACGUACACAGCACCCCCAACAUAUGCCGCAUCGGGAGCCUACGCAGCGCCAGGAACGUACGGCGCUUCAGGAAGUUACGACACCUCAUCAGGGAGCUACGAUGCCUCAUCUGGAAGCUACGACAACUCUGCGCGCUAUGACGCAUCUGGGGGCUACGGAGCAUAUGAUUCAUCAGGGGCUUACGCAGCAGCGGGAAGCUACUCCACAUCCACACCGUAUGAGCAGACACCCGCACACGGGCAACCCAUGCCCCAGCGCCAUGAUUACCCUUACCACACGCCAGAACCCCCUUACCGAUAGUCCCAUCCCCCAUGCACUCCUUCCACACUGCAGAUGUGUUUGUGUGCGUGUGUGUGUGUGCGUGAGCGCAAGUGUAAUUUACAUAAGGGACAGUUUAAAGAGGAAAAUUAGAGAACAAGCAAGGUCAUAAUUCGAAUGUGCUUUAAAUCUGAAGCAUCUCCCCUUUUGUACAUUUUAACAUAGUCUGUAACUAGCUUGCCUGUCAGUUAAUGGCUGUUACGUGGGUGAUUAUAUGAGUUAACAAGUGGACACAGAUGGAGAUGAGUGGGACAGCUAAUAUCGGAAUAUUGUCAAGCAUUCAGCUUUCUGUUAGAUGUUAAAGAGGCACAGCUAAUUCCUUGUCGAAUGUUAAUGAAGCUCAAACGUUUCUUUGGACAAAGUUAGACUCAGAGGCCAGAGUUGGAUUUCAUAGAAGCUUUUUCUUUGGUACUGGAUCAAGGCCUCUUAUAUACUCUACAUAAAAAUCUGCACAAAAAUGGAUGUUUCCUUGCAGUGUUUCAUAGUAAAAUGUGCAGUCCAGACUUUACAGCGACAAAUCCUUUAACUGCAUCGUUACAGAACUAUAAAUAUUGCUCAGCAACCAAUAAACAAACACACAGGUUAUAUCUUUUUAAACAGAUGAACCGGUGCCCUGGCAAAAUGAGAAAAUCGUCCAUCUUUCACUCUUGACCUGUUUAGAGGUUACAAAAAACUUGCUUUCCCUCUUGUCAGAGCUUUUCUUGCAGUAAUGGAGAUUUCGGUCUGUACAGGCACAUAUUCCACUAUGAUGAUCAAUUUCAAAUAUAUAACUGAGCCCACACACCUUUGUUGGUGUAGGAACACCCUGUGUGGCGUAUGUAACAGGCCUUAGUUCGAACUUGGUCGCAUUGUACCUUUUGUAAUGGCCAGCCUGUUUGUCCAGACAUUUAACUGCAGACAUUUCAGCAGUGAAUCAGACAGAUUUUGUUGCCUUUUACUUGAAGAACCUUCACCUGGUAGAGAUUGAGAAUGUGUGUUAAUUGACCGGAUUGUCUUAUGAAUAUGUUUCAGGCUGGUUUCACUGAGCUGACAGCUUUUUAAAGCUAAUGAAGAAAUUCACACUCAAAGUGUGUGUCAUUUUUUGACCAUCUCAACUUUUGGUACAUGGAAAUCUUUGAUGUGGCAAAAAUCACAAAUCAACUAGUUGGCAUUGUAGGUUGAUCAAAUUAUGUUGCACCCCAUUUAGCUCUGUAUCAGAAAGCGAUUUUUUUUUUCUUUUUUCUUUUUUUUUGGUUGCCUGCUGAGAUGAAAGGUUUUCCUUACCUUACCUGUUGGUUUCGGGUUGCGAAGAGUGCCCCCUCAUUCAUUUUCCAGUCCACGCAGGACAUUCUGUUUAAUUGGGAGAGUUUGUAUAAUUUAAGACAGAUACCACCAGUCUAUGACUGUGCAUGCUUUAUGUUUCACAGUGGGGAGGGAUAGCCAAGAACUUUUGACAGAACAUGACAGGUUAAAAAUACUAAGCGAAUGUUUUCAACAAUUAAAUUGAAGUACGUGACUUUGAUGUUCUCUUGGAGCAGUUUGCCAUAAUUUAUCUUGCUUAUUUUUUCUCGCUUAGCCCAGGCUCUCUGUGUAUCUCUAAGUACGACUCUGAUGAGCUAAAUAUUUCCUGAGUUUUUGGUCAAAGCUCAGUGUUUGCUUCUGAAGCAUGAGGAACGGAUCUUUAAGUAAUUUUUUAGUCAUUCACAUUUCUUUGUCAGUUUUGUGUUGAAUUUGCUGUCAGAGCAUCCUGUGUUAAAAGCGCACAUCUUUCUCUAAUUGUAAUACCCAGUCGAACCCAGGAACCCAGCCUGAAGAAGAGAUGUUUCUUUGUUGGUUUUGUAUGUACAUAUUUGAAUUUAUAAAAGCCAGAGGAAUGGCAGCAAAUAUUGUUUGGCCAAAAAUGUUAAAAGAAUCCGAGCUUUAUAAAUGCUUAAUUUUCCAAUUAGUUUUUGACAUUUUCAUCAUUAGUAUUGUUCCAGUCUCAUCACCUGCUGUCAUGCUUCAACUCAAACUGAAAACUCUUGGUGAUUUAGAGGGAAAGUUGUGCUAGUUUUCAUACCAGAAAAUGUAAAAUUUGGUACUUGUGUAAAUACUUGAAACCUUAUUUUAAACUAAAAAAGUAAUGUGAACCAACAUUUGGUGAGAAUAUUGACUGUUAUAAUUCAAAUGAAGUGAUUGUGUUUCUUCCUAAACAGUUAAAAGAUAGUGAGUAGACAAGAUGAAGUAGGACUGUUGAGUUGUUGUACCGGCCUGUUAAAAAAGGCAGCCCUUUCAUAUGGCUGAAAAGGAUUACCGUCAUGCUUGCGUUGAGCCACGCGCCGUAAAAUCGGACAUCGCAUACGAGUUGAAGUGUGGAUUCUAGAAAUUGAGCUGAAAGUGGAUACAAGUGUAUCUUUUCUAAAUGCAGUGCAGCGAUGUGAUGCUGAUGUGUAUAGUGUAGGGUCAUUCACGGAGUGGAUAGGAGGUGACCGUCUUUGUGCUGCAGGUGAACAUGAGGGUUGUUUUGGAUUUAGUAAAGGCCGCAGAUUUUCACGAGCAGCAAUGAGAAGGGCCAGUGACCUUUCCUUUUCCCACUUCUGAUCUUAGCAGAAACAAACAGUUCAUUUUUACACAUGGCUAGGAUCACUGGCUUUGUCUGCUUCAUAUCACACGUAGACAGCUGUUCGACUCCACACUUGUAUCUAGAUGUAUUCUUAACUGGGUUCCUUGCAUUUUACUCAUGGAAAGCAGAUUACAUGUGCAAGUGAUACUAAUGCACACUUGAUUCCACCUGAAUUUUAUAUGACUUAAAGUAGUUGUUCCGUUCGUGAUUGUACCACACACCAGUUACUCAUCCUAUUUCUUAUUCGCCACCUGAAUUGGUAGUGCUGUGUUAGGUUUAAGUGACACAAAGCCUCUCUACAUUUCCACAUUAUUCCACCUUCUCCAUGUGAACUGUUAGUUGCAUGCCUUGUUGUUGCUGCUGCUCCAGCCACCUUCUUCCUCUUGCUGAUUAUUGCAGCUAGAGUGGGAGGGAGCCAAACUGAGCCCUUGCCCUGGACGUACGCCACACGCAGCUGUAGCGUGGGAUGGGAAAAACAGCAGCGUUAGGCCUGAAACUGCUGUGGACGAUGGGGUGUCCCCCCACUAAGGUAAACACUCAGACCACACACUCCUGCCCCUCCCCGAAACCCGCGUAUACACUCACAAACACACUAAAACACAAAUACAGAUACACCUUUGGCCACACUGUCUAUUCCUCAGCUGUCCUCAGGGAUUUUUAUUUGUCAGGAUUUCAGAUUUUUGGAAACGGCUCUCCCAUCCUUUUUUAAUGGGAGUUUACCUUCUUUCCUGCUUUUGAUUUUCCUGAUCUUAUCCCUACAAGCAUACUCUGCUCAUACAUUCCAGCUCCCAACAUACUGCUCACACACCAUCUUUUGAGGACAUGUACGCCAUCUUUUAGUCUAAAUCUGAACCCUUGCUGAAACAGGCACAUUGUUCUUAUUACAUCCCGUAUCUGACAGCCUGUCACACAGGAGUAUCAGGCAAUCACAGCCAGAGCUGGACGUGGGACAUUUAGGUAGGAUGCGUUGUUCUAGUUUUUGUAAAUGUGCCCCUGGGGCCAUUUUGGGGUUAAGUGCCUUGCUUAAGAGCACAUCUGUAGGCCCUCCAUUUCAGUGUUGAAUAACCUGGCUCAGGAUCGGUUGCUGGUUCAACGCUUGAUUCCCCUUCUCCCCCAAAACAACGAUUUUUGAUGCCACAUUCAACUUGUAUGAAUGACAAUGAACACAAAUAUUAUCAUUUUGUUUUAAAUUACAUUUUGUCCUA
Messenger RNA from Xiphias gladius (swordfish), 5562 nucleotides. It is a transcript of the gene rbm14a, whose product is annotated as RNA binding motif protein 14a. The record is from RefSeq and is a predicted model, not a curated record. Bases 139 to 1758 code for a protein of 539 amino acids. Gene Ontology annotation, molecular function: mRNA binding. Lineage: Eukaryota; Metazoa; Chordata; Actinopteri; Istiophoriformes; Xiphiidae. Gene Ontology annotation, cellular component: cytosol. The transcript is spliced from 8 exons.